Messenger RNA from Ananas comosus (pineapple), 1173 nucleotides. RefSeq lists its product as uncharacterized. Bases 234 to 839 code for a protein of 201 amino acids. Gene Ontology annotation, molecular function: RNA binding. NCBI's taxonomy places the organism in Eukaryota, Viridiplantae, Streptophyta, Magnoliopsida, Poales, Bromeliaceae. The record is from RefSeq and is a predicted model, not a curated record. The transcript is spliced from 3 exons.
UGCUGCGUCGGGGGCUCCUCACCCUCCCCGCCUCCGCCUCCGCCUCCGCCUCCGCCCCGCUUCCUCCUCACCUUCUCCUCCUCCAGUACCGACGCCCCCUUGCCGCUGAUCUCCUCGCCGGCGGGCUUUUCACUGCCGAUCCCCUUCUCCGCCGACGAAAAGGCCGCAGUGAACUGCUCCUCCUCGACCUUGCACGUUUAUUUGCUUCUGAGGAAAGAGAUUGGAAAAAGAAAAUGUCAUCAUCUUCAGAGCAAGCUAGAAAGGCAUACGCGGAAUUCGAGGAAAAGGUCAAGAGAACUGUCCUCCUUGAAAACCUCUCUCCUCAUGUCACUGCAUCUGUCAUUAAAACAGCUGUCGAUCAGUUCGGGACUGCUGUGAAUGUGGAGUUCAUCCCAAAUUAUACUCUUCCAUACAAUAUUCCACAAGCAGCAUUGGUCGAGAUGGAGGAUCCAAAGCACGUCGAUACUGUGAUCUCUAUGAUGACAGACUUUCCUUUCAUGAUGUCCGGGAUGCCGCGGCCCGUGAGGGCCCGCCGUGCCCAGCCUGAAAUGUUUGCUGAUAGGCCUUCACCUGAUCGGAAGAUGCAGGUCCGGUGGGUUGACCCCUCGGAUCCAGAUUUUGAGGCUGCGAAGAAGUUGAAGCUGCUAGCAAAGGGGCACCAUGUAGAGACUUUAGCUCUCAUUAAGAAACAAUUGGAAGAGGAGGAGAAGCUCGCGAAGCAGCAGCUGGAGAUGCUCACGGCCAACUACAAGAAGUAUGAGAUGAUAGAGAAUGUAAUGAAAGACGACACUCUGGGUCGACUAGCGCGCCACUAUGGCAUCAGCCUGGCUGAUGAGUAGGCUCUCUCUCUCUCUCUCUCUCUCUCUCUCUCUCUCUCUCCAACUGCUUUUAAGUUAUUGCCUGGACCUGCUCCAGUGGACCUAACUAGAAUUUACUAUUAUUAUUAUUAUUAUUAUUUGUUUUAAUUUUUGUGGUUGGCAGUGGGGUUGUUGUUCGUUAGAAUCUGUAAAGUUCGUAAUUAAGGGAAUGUUCCUAGAACUUCUUUUUUUCCUUUUUUUUUUUUUCUUCUUUUUUUGUGCUUUUCGGAGGUUGAGUAUAUGGACUUGUCGAACUAGUGUAUAUGGACAUUAAGUUAAUAAUCUCAAUAGUGGAUACUGACUCUUCAAGUGUAGA